AUGCCCCGUGAUAUCUGGCAGUCGCCGUGGGAGCCAGAACUGCCGAGGGACACUGUCGGUGGCCAGCAAUACAGCGAGCUGAGUGGCUUCGCUGAAGCUGUCUAUGCUGCAGCCAGCCGCCACCCUGAGGCCCACGGGACUAGCAUGGAUGCGAUGGUCGAUGCCCUCCGGGAGUAUCUCAUUGAUGCUGCCCAUCUCGGCGAUUACACAGCCCUACUGUCGCCUGAUCGCGUGUUCCGAAGGCUGUCGCCAGCUGGAGCAGUAGUGUCAUUCGGUGCAGGUGUCGAGCGUGAGGUUUUGUGGACAGCACUCCAGAAAUACCAGGGAGAUCCCAGGUUCUGUCGGCCUGGCCUAGAUGGGACCUGGACGAUCGCUAACAGUCCCAUCACUCACUUUGCUGCUGAAGAAAACAGGCUCGCCCGCAAGAAGGAGCUCACGAUCUUCGGGGCCCUGACUGCCAUCAGGAAAACCCUAUUUCCGUAA
Fomitopsis serialis is the source of this 483-nucleotide messenger RNA. RefSeq lists its product as uncharacterized. The record is from RefSeq and is a predicted model, not a curated record. The transcript has 3 exons. Lineage: Eukaryota; Fungi; Basidiomycota; Agaricomycetes; Polyporales; Fomitopsidaceae. Bases 1 to 483 code for a protein of 160 amino acids.